AGUUAGUUUUCGGAAAAAAAGUGAGUGCAAAUUUGAUUGGGGGGCACAAAGAGAAAUGGAAGCGUGGGUUCCUCUUCUAGAGAUUUUCCUCAAGUCUUCCUGUGCUGAAGGGGAGGCUUCCCUCUGGUUACAGUCCAACCCUAUGAAAGCCCUGCACUUCGUUUCCAAACUUCUCUCUAAAGAUGUACUUUUCUACCCAUCAGAGGAUACCUCAUCUCCUCUCUCUGAAACUAUCAACCGGUGCAUGUGGAUUCAGACUCUACCCAAUUCAAUGCAAUCCAAAAUUUUAUCGUUUCUCUCCAUUGAACACAGGCGAUUUCAUAAAAGAGACCUCGAAAAUCUUGCCAUUAACAUAUUGAAAGAGCCUGAUUUGGACUUUUGGGUGAUGAAAUCUGCGCAAAAUCUGCUUUACUUAGUCACUGAAAAUGCUUCAAUUCCAGUACCUGUGAUUCAGGAAUUCGAUGCCAUGCCUGACUGGUUAUUUGGUCAAGAAAUUUACAAUGAGCCAGUUCUUCCAUGGCUUCCUUUGAAUUCACAGAUAAAAAACUUUGAUAAUGGCUUAGAACCCAGGAACCAGAAGGAGCCUUUGGACCAAUCUGAUAACUUUGUGGGAAAGGAUCCUGACCCAUGUUUUGGUGAACAAUCUAUGGGCAAAGCUUUCUCUCUCGUCGAACCGGUUAUGGUCAAUAAGGAACAUGACCCAUGUGGGGUUGAAGAAUCAAAGGGCACAGCUUUCGCUCUCAUUGAACCAAUUGUGUUUGAAAAGAUUCCUGACCCAUAUGGGAGUGAAGAAUCAAAAAGAAAGGAUUUAUCUCCUAUCGAACCGAUACCUUUACAACAAGAGAUUCACUCGAGAUCUAUAUGUUUGAGAGAAGAACUUUUGAGCCUUGAUUCACCUGUUAAAAUCUCCCACUUCAGUAACCAAAUUAAAGAGCUCUGCACCCUGUCUGAUGCGCUGACAGUUUGGGGCUUGAUCAAGCCAUGGGAAUUAGAUGAAGAAUUGGGGUUACAUUUGUUAGCCAAUAUCUUGGAAGAGAAAGAAAAUUAUGAGUGGUCAAGCCAUGUACUAUGUGCUUUCCUUCUUCCCAAAUUGCUGACUUUGCAGGAACCAGCUUCACGUAUUUUGGUAACAACUCUCAUAAAAUAUUCCAAAUUGUAUCAAAGAGCAGCUGUUGAUGCUCUUUUGUUUCCUUCUAUUUUGCGCAUUGAAGGAGUAAAUAUUCCCCUUUGUGAAGUGCUUACUAAGAUUGUUAAGGAGUCUCUGCAUCCUGUUCAUGUGUCAUCAUUUUGCCAGAAGCUUCUCUCAAAUCAAGAGGAGCCCAAGAGGUUCACAUGUCUACCCUGUCACCAAGGACUAAUUGCUGAAGAUUUGGUAUGGACAGAGGCUUUGUUCACGUUGUUUCAAAACAUUCUGAAUUGCAAUGUUUACUUAACUCAAGAUACCAUUGAUUCUCUUGUUCUUGAAUUGGAAGAAAUAGCUGAGAAGUUCUCUACAUCCUUGAAGUUUGCAAAUUUUGUGUUAUGCUUGGUGAUUAAAUGUUCUUUCAUGUUGAAAACUCAGAAGCAUUUGCUGCUAAAAGCAGUUGGGAAGACUAACACUUUCUUGACAAAUAGCAUUUUGUCUAAAAUAGGUCGCUUGUAAAUUGGUUAUAUAUGAUCUUAAUGCAAUUAUUUCAGCCUUUCAAUUUUGAAUAGUAGCAAAUAAUUGCGGCUUUUUAUAUGUUUGCACAUUAUUCUAUGCACAUUGAGCUUAUAGUGGAUUAUUAUGGUUUAACAUUUGAGUCCUACAUAAUGAUGUUUCUUGCUGAUAGUUGUUCUCUCUUGUAAAAGCAAAACUUAUCUUAGUAAUGGUAUCAGUUAUCCAAAAAAGAAUGUCUAUUGACUGAUAAAGCAAAAUUGGGCACACCACCACUGCUGCUAUUACUUCUAUCACACACAUGCACGCACCCCUUAGGGGUUUGAGUUUGAUAUUUAAGAGAAAUGUCCUCUCCUAUGAAAAAGAAACCUCUCUCAGAUAAACUAUUAGUGACCUGAAGAAAUUGAUCACAAUUAGUUUACAGUUGUUCAGAGUUUCCGUUAGUGGAGGUCUUU
Messenger RNA from Amborella trichopoda, 2091 nucleotides. Its product is annotated as fanconi anemia group E protein FANCE protein. The record is from RefSeq and is a predicted model, not a curated record. Gene Ontology annotation, biological process: interstrand cross-link repair. Gene Ontology annotation, cellular component: Fanconi anaemia nuclear complex. NCBI's taxonomy places the organism in Eukaryota, Viridiplantae, Streptophyta, Magnoliopsida, Amborellales, Amborellaceae.